Molecule: messenger RNA, 5038 nt
Organism: Oncorhynchus nerka (sockeye salmon)
Lineage: Eukaryota; Metazoa; Chordata; Actinopteri; Salmoniformes; Salmonidae
Product: nuclear receptor coactivator 7
Exons: 15
Coding region: 1404-3692 (762 amino acids)
Biological process (GO): response to oxidative stress
Cellular component (GO): nucleus
Source: RefSeq, a predicted model, not a curated record
UUGCUGUUGUCUGCAGUGAUAUCACAGAACAUAACACCGUGGGUAAUAUGAAGCCUUCCGAAAUCACUCGCUUUCGAUCAACAUUCCGGGCAAUCUUUUUGACAGGUACGAUUACAGGAGCUUAAUAAGCAUGGAGACUGAACGGAGGGAUGCCAGCAGAGCCCCUCAACCUACCAGAAUAUUGCUGUUGUCAACAUCACAGUAGUCGCCGAUAGGUCCCUGAGAAGGCCUUCUUUCAAACCCUCGGAGCCAUGGAACAUAAACUACAACAGAGGGACAAAAACAGGCCCAGCUACUUUGGCAACGUCAAGACCAGGUCAGACCUGCGAUUAAAUGUUUUAUUGGCUAAAAAUGAAGAAAAGCACUGCUUAGACUUGUUGUGAGAGAUGCGUUGUUUAGUUAUUCCCAGAAUGUGUCAGCCUAUACAGUGCUUCUCUCCUGACAUGUUCUGUUUCUCUCCUGAGAUGUUGAGGUGAAAGGAGCACUGCAGCAGAAGACAGGAGAUGUACAGUGCAUUCGGAAAGUAUUUAGACCCCUUCCCUUAUUCCACAUUUUGUUACGUUACAGCCUUAUUCUAAAAUGGAGUAAAUAAAUGUUUUCUCUCAUCAAUCUAUACACAAUACCCCAUAAUGACAAAGCAAAGACAGGUUAAUAGAAAGUUUUGCAAAUGUAUCAGAGCCUUUGCUAUGAGACUUGAAAUUGAGCUCAGGUGCAUCAUGUUUCCAUGUUUCCAGAAGAAUGAGAGAAACUCCCAAAUACAAGUGUGCCAAGCUUGUAGUGUCAUACCCAAGAAGACUCGAGGCUGUAAUCGCUACCAAAGGUGCUUCAACAAAGUUCUGAGUAAAGGGUUUGAAUAGUUAUGUAAAUGUGGUAUUUUCAUUAUUAUAAUUUUUUUUCCAUUUCCAAAAAUGUAUAAAAAACAGUUUUUGCUUUGUCAUUAUGGGGUUUUGUGUGUAGAUUGAUGAGGGGGAAAAAACAAUUGAAUAUAUUUUAGAAUAAGGCUGUAACGUAACAACAUGUGGAAAAAGUAUUACGUGUUAGAGCACUCCAUCACCAUUUUUCAUAUAGUCACCCUUGUGAAUGUACCUCUCCUUUGAAAAAGACAAGCACAAACAGUCAAGGGCAUUACAUGGGAGAGAGGAGUGGAGGUGCUUGCCAGGAACAGCAACAGCCUAUUCUGAACUCCCACAAUCCUACCAAUAUACACUGAACCAAAAUAUAAACGCAGCAUGCAAGAAUUUCAAAGAUUUGACUGAGUUACAGUUCAUACAAGGAAAUCAGUCAAUUGAAAUACAUUCAUUAGGCGCUAAUCUAUGGAUUUCAGAGAUACCUUUAAAAAAUAAGGUAUGGCCGUCGAUCCAUAGCAUUCCAAACAUGCUCAAUAGGUGACAUGUCUGGUGAGUAUGCAGGCCGUGGAAGAACUGGUACAUAUUCAGCUUCCAGGAAUUGUGUACAGAUCCUUGCGACAUGUCUGUCUCCCCUCCAGACUGGGGUCCAAGCUCCCUCCUGGUGUUGCUCAGCCCCCCGGCUUCAUCGCCGGCCCCUGGGAGACAGGGCCUCAGACCGGCCCAACCAAGGAGGCCAGGGACAGCGGUCAGUCCCACCGUGCCGUGGGGCGUCCCUUUGACCACAUCCGCCACAUCCGGAACCCCCAACUGCGCCAGUAUUACCUCCAAGAAGCUACAUGGGUACCAGAGCGCGCCACAGAUAAAUCCAGGGAAGAGGGUCAACCAUCUGAUGACAAAGCAGACUGUAUGGCCCACCAUGAAGACACUGUGUUCAGUGUCACCUCCCAGUACAGUAGCCUGGGAGAUCAGACCAAGCUGAACAGGCAUCUCUCCACCUCCUCCUCCCUCAUCUCCCGGGAGCACCUCCGCGUUCCCAAGAGUAAAGGCUCUGGCCAAGGCUCACCUCCCGUGGCGACGCACCCUGACCCCGACCUCAGGCUGGAGCCAGAGUUGGACACUGACCCAGGGCUUUCUCCGGCCCCAUCGCCCAGCCCUCACUCCCCGUCACCGGACACAGAGUAUGACAAGUUACUGGAUGUGGAGGCAGUGCCAAUGCCUGAUGGACAGAUCUGCCUACUGGCCCUCCCACCUGAGUGUUCCCUGGGGGAGGGGCCAGCGGCCAUGCCGUACCUCAAGCUCUUCUGCCGCUACAUCACUGACCGCAAGGGUGUGGUUUCUGGUAUCUUGCUGGUGACGUCCAAUAAGAUGUUCUUUGACCCGUGUAAGACCCACCCGUUGGUGAUAGAGCACGGCUGUGAGGAGUACCUGCUGUCCUGCUCAGUGGACAGCCUGGCCUCGGUCUCCUUCUACUCUGACAUCUCCCACGUGCACUUCAACUCCUCCACACACAGGUGGAAUGGAACUAAAAACAUACAGAAAACUGGCUCCAAAACUGUCAAGAUGCUCGAGCAGGGUGGGAGGCGAAGCAGCAGUAGCCCUCCACACCACAAGGGGGAGACUGUCCCAGCACUGGUGUCUGCUGCUACAUCAGAGCUGAGGUCUGCCCUGGCUCUGAGCCUGGUCCAGGGGUUCUCUGAGGAGGAGAGGAGCAGUGACAUGGCUGAGUGGCAGCUGGAGGGGAAGGGUAGUCCGCUGGAAGAGCUGGCUGUGCAAUCAUCCAGGACUGUGGGAGGAGCUGUGUUGAGCAGUGCUGCCACCUUCUAUUGUGGUGGACAAGAGGCAGCAGGGACAGGGAAUAAAGUGAGGAUGGAGCUGGUGGACAGAGAGGGUACAAAGAAGCAGCAGUCUGUGAGGAAUCAGACACCAGGCCCCUCUAGACUGUCUUCAGGGCCUUCUGGAGGUCUGGUGUUUGUCAGGCUGCGACUCCAGCAAUCCACUGGGAAGAAGAAAGGUGUGGCUGCAGGCUUGCUGCUGGGGACAAACAAAACCUUACCCCGGAGGGACUCCUGGUUCGCCUUCUCCCAGGAGAGCUCAGAUGAGCUGUAUGCCUACAUGAACCACUGGAGGCCUGGCCUGUGCAUGUUGGAGGGAGGGUCAGAGGAGGGCGAUGAGGAGGAGUUUGUACUGGUUGACGACAGAGAAGAGGAGGAGAAGGAAGAAGAACAGGAGGUGUCCAAGAACCAUGGGCAGACUGGGGAGGACUGGGAGCUGGUGACAGUGGAGGAUGAUAGAGGGAGACUCCCCCUGGACAUGGACAAAGAUCCAGAGGGACUGUGUGAGAUCGUAGCCCAGAGUCGCAUCUUAGACGCAUCGCUUGUCAGAGAGCUCUCAGUGGAACUGCCACCCAGGACAGUGGGCCACACGUGGCAGCUGGCUUACAGCACGUCUCGUCACGGCUCCAGCCUCAAGUCCCUCUACCGGAGGCUGAAAGGCAGCGACUCGCCUAUACUCAUGGUCAUCAAGGACUCACUUAAUCAGGUGUUUGGGAGCUUCCUCUCUCACACUCUGAGGCCAAGCGAGACCUUCUACGGCACAGGAGAGACAUUCCUCUUCAUGCUGCUUCCUCGCUUCAAGUGUUUCAAGUGGACCGGAGAAAACUCCUUCUUCAUAAAGGGAGACCUGGACUCUUUUGCUAUCGGAGGAGGAAGUGGUCACUUUGGCUUGUGGCUGGAUGAGAUGCUGUACCUGGGCAGGAGUAGCCCCUGUUACACCUUCAACAACUGCUGCCUUUCGGAAAGAGACGACUUCCACGUCAUGGAGCUGGAGGUGUGGACAUUCUGGUGAAGACAUGAACUCAACUCACCUCGCCUAGCAACACAUACUGACUCUCUCUGGCUGUCCAAUCACUGCAUUAAACAGUACUCUAGAAAUCACAUAUUCUAGUACAAUAAGUUGUUGGAUGUACCUGACUAUUUUAACUUAAAUGUGUGGUUUUGGGCUGGAAACUCAACUGUAAAUAUUCUGAACCCUACUACUGAAUGUGGACCAAACUGUUAUGUGGAGGGGUAUUGGUGGUUUGGAGAUUGUACCCUCGCUGCAUUGGAAGACUUGUCCUGUUGCAGCCCCCCACUCCUUCCGCAGAUUGGUAUGGUCCUCACUUUCAGGUGACUCGGCCUUGUGGAUACUGUUAUUCUAUGGUGGAGUUCACAUUUCCUUCCAACAAUGGAUCUCCCCAUCUAAAGGCCAUGCCUGCCUGCAUUUCCACCCCAGCACAACUCGCACUCUUAUUCUGGCACCAUAGUUUAAAAUUAAUGAAUUGGAGGAACUGAAAUCACUACUCCUUGUUGCAUAUGAACUGGGGGGGUAGGGGGUCUAAACUUAGUACCUUUAGAAAUGUUUCAUGUUACCCACAUACAAACUGAAAUUUACUCAGAUCUAAUUUCUGAUCAAUGUUCACACAGUACAACACAAAUAGACAUUAUGAAUGUUAUAAUGUCUUUAUCUGAUACUUCUGGGACAUGUCGGUUUCAUCCAGUGUUCAGCGCAAGCUCACUCAAGACUACUUUUUAGUAAAGAUCCAUUUUUAUUUUUUGCAGACAAUUUGCCACUAUCAGUCAAAAAGCCUAUUUCAAGGGGAUGACUCACCUCUGCAAUGGCUGAAUGUGCUGCCUACAUUGCAGCGCUUAACAAGAGGCUGAUGGAGAAACCUUUCCUAAGAUGACCCAUUUCAAAGUUUAUCACAUGUACACGUGAUAGAAUCCACAAUGAUUAACUUCUUCUUGCCUCUAAGUUCAUUUUGUUGUGUAGUCACCCCUUAAGUUCAGAUCUCAUGGUCAAGGUGUUAAGAAAUAACUAGUCAGUCAACAUAAGACUAUUGGCUUUCAUAAAAAAUAUUAACAAAACAAACAAUUAUUACAUUACACAUUGUGCCACCAUACAGCUUUGUUUCCAGGUUUCCAUGACAGCUGUUGGCAACCUCAAGGGGAACAGAGCGGGGGUGUUGCCUGCAGAAGCUUAAGCAAUGACAUCAGGCCCUACCCAGCCAACUUUGGACUUUCAGGCAAGGCCGUCACAAACUGCUGAAACUCUAGAGGGAACAACUUGACCUGCCCUGCCCCCCCCAACAGAAAUAAAACGUGUGGUUCUUUGCAUAUUGAGAGAUAUAACAAAUAAAACAGAACAAUGCAUUA